AUGGAGAUGGGCCGAUCGGGAAAUGGUGGCGGCAGGGUGGUCACCUUCGACGACGCCAUCAGCGGGAGGCGCCGGAACGGCAGCAGCUCCUUGUCGUCGUACCUUGACAUGGGCCGGGACGCCGACGGUGGCCGCGCGACGCCGCGGCCGUUGCCGGCGCAUGCCAUGGCGAGCCGUCGGCACACGUACGCCGACGGCGAGCUCGACGUGUUCGCCGCCGAGCGCUACUUCAGAGGCGCAAUGGACGGCGACGGGGACCGCAAGGAAGGUUUCAGUGUCACCACCCCCGCGGUAGCGGUGCAGGUGCAGCAGGCCUUGGUGGAGACGGCCGCUGCGAGGCCGGCGGCGGAUCCGGAGGCCGUGGUAUUGGCUAAGCCGUCCUCGACGCGCGCGUCGACGGUGCUGCGUCCAGGUCGGUGUGCUCAUGCGCACGUGCUCCGGGAAGCGGUCGGUGCGCGUGGACGACGGCUGCGCGGCCAAGGAAGCCCCGACGACGCCGAGCCGGCGGCGGCGACCGGGAUGGACUGGUACAGAGAGCUGAGGAUGCACAAGGCCGCCCUCGGGCUCUCCGGGGAUGGCAAUACCAAUGGCCAUGGCUUGGUGGCCGCCGGUCUCCCGCCAAGCUUGAAUCUUGGGACGGCGAAAGUGGCAGCCAUCGGGAGGCAGGUGACGACAGGAGAGGAGAAGGAGGCCGCUGAGCUCACCUUCUCAAGUUCUACGAGUAGGAGAAGCAACUUUACUCUUGUGGCUCCGGUCAGAGCCAACGUGCCGGCGAGCGGCGGCCGCGUCGGCGAGCCAGGUGGCGGAGCAGGUAAAGUUGGCCGUGGCGGUGGCGGUGGCGCGCACCAUCUCCACGACAACGACGACGACGACGACGCCGGGAGCGAGUCGAGCUCCGACCUGUUCGAGAUCAAGAGCCUGAUGAUCGGCGACUGCCCCUACGAGCCGAGCGAGGCGAGCAUCCAGUGGAGCGUGGUGACCGCGGACGCAUCGGAGCGCGGCGACCGCGUCCCCGCCAGAUGGGUCGGCGGCGGCGCGAGGGGUCCUCCUGUCGCCGGAAGGCAGCUGCGGGGGCACCGGCCGGCCGGGAUUCUGGCGGGGUGCGCCAGCCACAGGGCCGUCGACGUGUCGGUGGCGACGACAAAGGCCGUGCCAAAUGCGUCCGCCGCCGUGGUGGCGAUGCAGCAGCGGCGCAGUGAAGGAUUUCACAAGGCACGGAAUGGCGCCUGA
This is a messenger RNA of Miscanthus lutarioriparius, 1230 nucleotides long. The record is from the annotation of a GenBank genome assembly. Lineage: Eukaryota; Viridiplantae; Streptophyta; Magnoliopsida; Poales; Poaceae.